AGAUGAACCAGACCUGUAAGGUCUGUGGCGAACCGGCGGCAGGUUUUCAUUUUGGUGCAUUCACCUGUGAAGGUUGCAAGUCAUUUUUCGGCCGCUCCUACAACAACCUAUCCUCCAUCUCGGAUUGCAAAAACAACGGCGAAUGCAUCAUCAACAAAAAGAAUCGCACAGCCUGCAAGGCAUGCCGCCUGCGCAAAUGUCUGAUGGUGGGCAUGUCCAAAAGUGGCUCCCGUUAUGGACGCCGUUCGAAUUGGUUUAAAAUUCAUUGUCUGUUGCAGGAACAGCAGCAACAGGCGGCGGCAGCCAUGGCGGCGCAUCAGCAAAAUCAACAACAGCAGCAGCAACAUCAACAGUCACAACACCCAGGAGCCCCAUCGCAUCAUCCGGGUUUAUUGGCUGGUCGCAUUGGUGGCGGUAUACCACCACCGGCGGCAGCAGCCGCAGCCUUAGGUAUGUUGGGUCAUGCUGGUGCCUAUCCCGGCCUCUAUCCCCCACGAACCAAAGAAGAACUGAUGAUGCUGAGCCUUGAAGAAUAUGCCAAACAUCCGGUAACCUCGCCCUCAGUGAGUUCGCCGGAUUCUCAUCAUUCCGACAACUCCGUGGAGGUUAAUGGCCGAGUGGCGGCAGCAGCGGGUAGUUCUGGUCUCUUACAUCUAUCCGGCAAACAUUCACUGAGCGAAGCCUCCUCAAUUUCACCCUCCACCACCACAACCACCAGCAACAAUGUUCCUGCUGCCCCUCAUCCCCUAAGAAAAGAUUUGCCACCCUUCUUGCCUUUAACAUUUCCCGCCCUCUCAUCAAUGCCGGUCAUGCCACCACCUAGUUUUCUACCUCCAUCUCAUCUACUUUUCCCUGGCUACCAUCCUGCACUGUAUCAACAUGCCCAUGCGGGGCUUUUGAAACCUUCUCCCGAGCAGCAGGCGGCCGCCGCCGCAAUGCAUCAAUUAUUUCAAAAUUCUCCUCGGUUUCAUAGUCCCCUAGCCAUCCCGGAAAAUCAUCACAAAGCUCCAGAAGAUAAAUCGGAAAGUCCACGUUCGGAUACUUUGAAUAAUAAUCACAUACCAAAUGGUAGUAAGGCAGCCGAAGAGCUUACGAAGCGAUUUUAUCUUGAUGCGGUAUUGAAGUCACAACAGGCCCAAAGUCCUCCACCACAUGCAACCAAAUUACCUAACCUCACAAAACAUGAUCAUUCAAUUAGUGCCCUCGUCACGCCCAAUUCGGAAAGUGGUAGGGCCCAACAUAAUCACUCGCGUCAAAGUAAUCAAGAUGAGGAAGGAGAAGAGGCGGAACACCGAGAGGAGAAUAAUGAGUCUCAAGAGAAACCCUCAAAUGGCCACAGUGAUGAAAGUCCUCACAAUCCAGCAGCUGGAGAGGAAACUGAGGAUGAAGAUUUAGUGGUCUCAAUGACACCACCCCAUUCACCCCUGGAGGUUGAUGAUGAUUGUCCACCGAGUAGUAGUGGUGGUGCAGGUGUUGAGGAAAAAUCCAGUGGCGAACCCACCUCUCAAGACAAUCCCAUCGAUUUGAGUAUGAAGGCAAUAAGUUCGGUCACCAGCACCGUGAGUGAUAGUAGUCGAAGUAGCAUAAAUGUGGUCAGGUCAAGUCUGGGCAAUAAUAAUAAAUGUGAUUCCUCAUCAUCUUCGUCGGACGUGGAAACGGAAAAUUGGAAAAAUUCGGAAGAAAUUAAGAAAAGCAGGGAUAAGGAGAAGUCGAAUUUGAAAAGGGAGUUGCCAGUGGAGGAUAAGAAGAUGGUGGGGGAGGAUGAGGUACCCAAGAAGCUAACAAAAUUGGGAGCUGCAGCAUUGGAUUUGACACAGAGAAUUUAA
Messenger RNA from Musca vetustissima, 1826 nucleotides. Its product is annotated as knirps-related protein. The record is from RefSeq and is a predicted model, not a curated record. Gene Ontology annotation, molecular function: DNA-binding transcription factor activity; zinc ion binding; sequence-specific DNA binding. NCBI's taxonomy places the organism in Eukaryota, Metazoa, Arthropoda, Insecta, Diptera, Muscidae. Gene Ontology annotation, biological process: regulation of DNA-templated transcription.